AUGUCUGCACCCUGGGACGAGACUGUGUGUGCGUGGGACGUGGAUAGAGGGAUCACACUUCGUAGCGGGUGGGCGGAGGGCUGGCAAGACAUCACGGGUCGAAUUCUGGGGACCGCAGACACGGGCACUGUCUCAUAUACAGGAUAAACAUCGCAUAUAACUCUACGCAA
Messenger RNA from Chondrus crispus (carragheen), 170 nucleotides. RefSeq lists its product as hypothetical. The transcript has 2 exons. The record is from RefSeq and is a predicted model, not a curated record. The coding region runs from base 1 to 147 and encodes 48 amino acids. NCBI's taxonomy places the organism in Eukaryota, Rhodophyta, Florideophyceae, Gigartinales, Gigartinaceae.